Molecule: messenger RNA, 693 nt
Organism: Knipowitschia caucasica
Lineage: Eukaryota; Metazoa; Chordata; Actinopteri; Gobiiformes; Gobiidae
Source: the annotation of a GenBank genome assembly
AUGCAGGUGUGCGCCAUGGUCCUCCUCAUAUCCAGCUCCGCUCUGCUCCUGCUGCUCCAAGGAUGCUGCGCCGCGGCCAAGGAGUGGAAAGUACUGAACAACGACGCCACGGAGAACUUACCGGAGUACAGGGCGCCCAGGACGCAGACGCAGCAGCAGCAGCAGCAGCAGCAGCGAGGGAUGGAGAGGGCGUCCGAAAGCAACAGCAACAGUGGCAACAGUAACCAUACUCUGAAUAACAGGGCGAAGAAUGGAGGGAGGACAGCUAAUGCCAUUUCUUAUAGUGCCUCUGAGCUGAGCUGUCGGGAGCUGCGUUCCACUCGCUUCAUCACGGACGGGUCGUGCCGCAGCGCCAAGCCCAUCCGGGAGCUGGUGUGCUCGGGACAGUGCAUGCCCAGCCACCUCCUGCCCAACUCCAUCACCAGGGGCAAGUGGUGGAGAAGCAACGCCUCCGAGUACCGCUGCAUCCCGGCCCAUUCCCGGAUGAAGAGGGUCCAGCUGCACUGUCCCAACGGCAACACUCGGACUUACAAAAUCCGUGUGGUGACCUCCUGCAAGUGCAAACGCUUCAGGGCCCACCACAACCAAUCAGAGGCCAAGGAGGUGCCCAAAACGCAGAGAAACAGGAAGCACAGCCGGUUGUCCCAAGAUCGGAGCAAAAACAAUACGCCUCUCAUAGACAACAUGUACUGA